This is a messenger RNA of Physcomitrium patens, 4734 nucleotides long. RefSeq lists its product as uncharacterized. The record is from RefSeq and is a predicted model, not a curated record. Lineage: Eukaryota; Viridiplantae; Streptophyta; Bryopsida; Funariales; Funariaceae.
GAGACAGUUGCAUACUAUCACAGACCUACUCGAGGAAGCCAGUCACACCGAUAGCAAAAUCGAAUCGUCGGACGAGUCAUUUCUACGCCCAACCAGUAUUAUCAACUGUUCUUCCAUGGGCUGGUCUCGAUCAUAAUCGGGAAUACGACAUAGAGAUUGAAAGCUCCUCACUAGACACUCAAGUUGACCAUUCGACGAAGGAUUACAGCAACUAUGUUGUGAUUGAGCAGGCAGAGAUCGAACGGAUUGAAGCUGAGGUUAGAGGACGGAAGCUGCAGGAGCAGGAAAGAGCCGUCGAGAUGGCAAACCAGCUUUAUAAAACCUUCUCAGUAUGGCAGCAAGAGGUUAGAGGAGCUGGAAGUGAAACUGGUAGUAGUUGUAAAUAUAACAAAUAUGGGAAUGUUAUCGCAUGCAAUACAUUAGUAGAAUCCAAUCUUAGUGAGGGUUCAGCGGAUGCCAUGGACUGUAUGACUCUCUGUCAGUUUCUAGUAGAUUUGGAACUUGGGAAGCUGGAAGAUAAAAUCAUGCAUGAUGCUUGGCAAAGUAAACGUGUGGCGUCGUCGACUCCAGAUUUGAGUUUGAAUUCGGAAUCGACAUCUGACAUCCAGCAAGAGGAUGGGCAUCGCACAAGUUUGUCCUCUCGAGAAAGGUCCUUCACUGUCGAGCAUGCUGUAGAUGACGGUGCAUAUCACAAAUUACAGCGCAAGUUGAGUUACCUGCUAGAAUUUAGAGGAAAACUGGAUGAGGAAAAUUGGAGAGCGGGAGUGGACGUGGGAUUGAUCUUUUCCUAUUUCAAGAUUUUGCUAGAAUUUUUGAUGAACCAGGUUACAGCUUGGGUCACGGAUUUAGCAGAUGUGAAAGAUCAGCUUCACUCAAAUCAGGAAGAUUUACGAAUGACGAAGCUUUCCUUAGAGGAAAGCAGGUGCCAGGUGGAGAAACUGAGAACGGAGAACACCAUUCUGUCAACAUUCGUUGACCAACUCACCGAAGAAGUCGAAAGCUGCCAAUCUGACAUUCUAGAUUGCAGGGAUGCAUUGAAAAAUGCAUCAAUGCAAUCUGCAGUGUCGAAGACUGAAUUUCAAGAGCUUUAUGAACAGACAUUCACGCUGAGAAGAGAACUAGAAAGCCGGCUGGAGAAGGAGGUUGCAGAAGUGAAAAAAUUAUCGAAGGAACUGGAAACGGUGACGUGGGAUAAUGCAGCCGAAUCGUUAGUCUAUUUUGAGGUUGUUGAUGCUAUGUCAGAAGAGUGGUCAAAUACGAUUACAACCAUGCAGGUCGAAGUAAGAGGGGAGUUGGAAAAACAAGGUGCCAAUGUGAAGAGGAUAAUGGAAAAACUUGUAGGAACCGAAUGGGAGCAUUCUGUACAGUCUUCAAUUUACUUGGAGGUCUUGAAUGGAAUGGCAGUAUCGAGUUCUCAACACAUUAAUUAUUUGGAAAAUAGACUUAGCAAAGAGCAGGAUACAAACGUGAAGGCGAUGGUGCAAAACCUUAGGGAAAAAGAAUGGGAACAUGCGGCUGAAUGUAUCGUUUAUCUCGAGGUUUUGUACGAAACAGCUGUGGCGUAUUCGCAAGAAAGUAACGAUAUGAAAGAGAAACUCUGCAAAGUACAAGUACAGAAAGGAAUGCUCAAGACAGAGAUCGAAGAGUUACAUAGAAGGCUUGAAGAAAUAGAAGACUCAACGUGGAGAAGCAAGACAGAACUAUCGAUUUAUUUUACGGUGUUUGACGACACAGCACGCAAGUUGUCAGAAGAACUCCUACAUUUGAGAGCUGAUCUUAGCAACGAGGGCGCGUCCUUAAUGAAGCUCAAGGCGGUGUAUGCAGAAUUAGAGAAGUCAAUGAAGGAGCUUGGAAAGACUCUGGUUGAGCAGAAGGUAGAUUCUUCAAUCUGCCUUGACGUUGUUGAUGCAGUCGUACAAGAAUGGUCGCUGGAAGUCAAUAAAGCGAUGUCAGAGUUGAAGAGCUACGAGGGAGCACUAGAGGGGACACUGGAGCAAAAGGAUUUGGAAAUAAAAAGGUUAACAGAGGAACUUGAGUUGACUAUAUGGGAACACGAGAUGGAGUCAUCAAUCUAUCUUGAAGUUGUUGGUGAGAGAGCUUGCGAGUGGAGACAGUUAAUCGAUUCUUUAUCAGCUGACUUUAACAGAAAGCAGAUCGUGCGGAGGAAAGAGCUGCAGGCUUCUUGCAGCUUUUCUGGUCGAACUCAGAAAGAAAAUCAGGCCUUUGAAGAUUCAUCUCCACUUGCACAAGGAGAUCUGGAGGGUUUGAAAUCUGCCUUGAGGAAGCCCUCCCCAUUGAAGGGUUUGUCGACAUUAAGCGAUCAAUCAGUAUCUAGCCCUGGAAAGGCAACUGAUCCAAUAUAUGUGGUUGUGCGACGAAACACUCAGGCUGCCGUGGAGGGGUUUAUGGUGGAUAUUGGGGAAUCGCCGUCUAAAAGAACCAACAAGGAGGUUGUAUCCUCCCUCAAAAUGGAAGUUUUGGAUUUGCGGAGAGAAAAGGAACAACUUAUAGAGCAUCAUUCGGAUGAACUGAAUAAAUUAGAGUUUGAGUUUAAUAUGGAACGUGAGAGGAUGAAGGUUGAGCUUGAGCGGGAAUUUCAGAUUGAGGUUGCUAGGCUGCAUGACAAACUAGAGUCUCAACAUAAGAAGGAUGCUGAGCAGAUCCAGGAAGAACUAAAACAGACAUUCCAAAUUAAGUUCGCAGAUUUACAUGACAAAUUGGAGUCUGAGCAUAGGAGUCAAACCGAGGCGAUGGAGGUAGAUCUUGUACAAAGAUAUGAAAACGAAAUUGCAGAACUACGAGGAAAAAUGGAACUUGAACACAGGAAUAGAAUUGAGGGGAUCAAGUUUGAUGUGGAACACAAACACCGGAAGGAAAUUGCAGACCUGCAAGAAACUUUAGAAUUGAAAUACAAGAGGGAAUUAGAAAGAAUAAAGUUUGAGCUUGAGCAGAAACGUGAAAGUGAUUUAGCAAAACUUCACAAAAGAUUGGAUCAUGAAGCAAUGAUGAAAGCUGACGAAGAAAGAAGAAAUAAUGAACUCGAACGGAUAUUCCAGAAAGAAAUUGCGGCUUUGGAAGCAAAGUUGGUGGCAGUUAAGCAGAAACUAGAACAAGGAUCGCAAGAGAACAAAGAACUAAAACCUAAUGCUGAGGACGGCAGCACCGUCUCACCGGAAGACCUUAUGUUAAGUACUCCAAAGGAGAUUUGUGAUACGAAGGGCUGCAUAAAUGACACGUUACUUACACAACUUGAAUCAGAUGUGGUGACACUGGUGACAGAACGAGAUGAGCUUUGUGAUAGAGUUUUAAACAUGGAAAUUCAAAUAUCUGAGUUACAAGACAAGGUAACGAAGCUUGAAGGAGAACGAAGUUGGCUUGAGGAAAGAGUUCCUGGAUUAGAGAAAAAACUUGCCACAGAACAAAGCAGGCUAGAGGAUACAGUUGCAGGUCAUGCAUUUGAGCGGGAUCAAUUAAAGUUGAUUGUAUCUAGCCACAAAAAUGAGCAAACUAAGCUAGAGAACGAGCUUGCUGAACGGAAGGCUGAACGAAAUCAUCUAGCGACUGCGAUCGCUUUGUUGGCGAUAGCGUGUAGAAACUUGAAAGUUUCUAAUCAGAAUGAGAGGGAGCGAUGGAGGUCUGCAUACAUGAUGGCCUUGAAAGACAUGGAGAGAGCAUUAAGUCGCACUCAAAAGCAAGUGAAGGAAGAAAGGGCUCAAAAAGGAAGCGCCGAGAGCGAUGCUCAGAGGAUGAAAGCUGAGAUUUACACAAUGCAACAAGAAUCUAAAGACGUAUGGAGGCUCUUAGAGAGAACCAUUGCGGAACAUAUUAGCCGUGCUGUUGGAACAUCGCAGCAGGUGGAAUUUGGACUUUGUCGGAAAAUACAUCAACAGACAUUGAGGUUUGAAGCAGUUCAACAACAGGUUGAUAAUCUGCUACAAUUGUUGCGGCAGUCACAGAUGAGCGAGAUGGAUUAUUUGCGCACUGUCGAAAAUCUUCAGAGAGCAGAACAAGAGGUGGACGUUCUUGGGGAUGAAGUUGAUUCGCUUGUAGCAUUGCUCGAGAAGGUGCACAUUGUGAUGAAUCAGUACGCGCCUGUCCUUCUCCACUACCCUGGGGUUGCAGAAGUUGUGAAGUUGGUACAAUACGAGCUUUUCCAAAGAGACAUGAUUCCCAGCGUGCCUGCCUAGGUUCACGGUUGUAUCCAGGGUGCCCAACUUUUGAAAUCAGUGAUUGGUGAAAGAGCAUGCGAGGGUUUCCAACUGAAAUUGCGUCUUGUUCAUACGGAAAUUGAUGGAAUUUAUUGGCGCUAGCAAGGAAUACUCAUUCCAAGCGCUUGUACAAAAUUCGAGUCUUUUUGGCAAAUUAUUUACGCUUGGUUGGAUUUAUCAAGCAAGUAGGCUAGAUGUUGUGCAUACAACCUUGAAGUAAAUUGGGCAUGAAAUUGGAGCUAACAAUCGAUUUGAGCUAGUGAACGAAUUCAAUUCCACUCUUCUGCAGACAGUCAAGUUUAUUGCUGUAAGAGUCGCUCCAAGGCAGCAUUGCCGAGCUAUAUGCGUUGUAGCUGCGUCUUCCGCAGCGCCCAGACUCUCACUGCUUCAUCAGCCCUCACGAUCACGGGAGUCCAAAAUUAGAAGGCGAUGUUUAGAAGGCAGAGCUUAUUCGUUACUCUGGUGGCUUCUCUCAAGAAACUGAAUUUUUAAUUUUAUCAUUUAUUUAUUACUUUAUUAUCUUUCC